AUUUAUUUUAAAAACUACAUUACCCAGACAUCUUCACGAUGACGCCUUAAUGCGUAGAUUCCAAGAUGGUGCUGGAAAGUACGAUGGUCUGUGUGGACAACAGUGAGUACAUGCGGAAUGGAGACUUUCUUCCCACCAGACUACAUGCUCAGCAGGAUGCAGUUAAUAUUGUGUGUCACUCCAAAACCCGCAACAACACUGAAAACAAUGUGGGCCUCAUAACCAUGGCAAACAGCUGUGAGGUGCUGACCACCUUGACUCCAGACACAGGCAGGAUUCUGUCCAAACUCCAUGCUGUGCAGCCUCGUGGACACAUCAGCUUCUGCACUGGUAUCAGAGUGGCACAUUUGGCGCUGAAGCACAGACAGGGCAAAAACCACAAAAUGCGAAUUAUUGCAUUUGUUGGCAGUCCAGUGGAGGACAACGAAAAAGAACUGGUGAAAAUGGCAAAGCGUCUUAAGAAGGAAAAAGUCAAUGUGGAUGUUAUUAACUUUGGGGAAGAGGAAUUGAACACAGAGAAGCUGACUGCUUUCAUCAACACACUGAAUGGGAAAGAAGGGGCAGGUUCCCACUUGGUCACAGUGCCUCCAGGCUCCAGUUUGGCUGAUGCCCUGCUGACAUCCCCCAUCCUGGCUGGAGAAGGAGUUGCUGUGCUGGGCCUGGGUGCCAGUGAUUUUGAGUUUGGAAUUGAUCCCAAUGCAGAUCCAGAGUUGGCCUUGGCUCUUCGGGUAUCCAUGGAGGAGCAGAGGCAAAGACAAGAGGAAGAUGCCCGCAGAGCUGCUGUUGUGUCAACUGCUGAAGCUGGAGUUUCCUCCCCUACUGCAGAUGACUUGUAUUAUGCAGAGUCUGACGAUACCCUCUUGAAGAUGUCAGUUCAUCAUGCAGAUUCUGUCACGCCGGCCCUACCAGACUUCAGUCGCAUGACAGAGGAUGAGCAGAUAGCCUACGCUCUGCAGAUGUCCAUGCAGGGAGCAGGAGCAGAGUUUGGUGCUGACGACAUGGACACAGGAGCUGAUAUUGACUCCAGUGAGACAAAGGAUGAGGAGACUAUGAUGUUAUGCAGGAUCCAGAGUUCCUUCAGAGUGUUCUGGAAAAUCUUCCGGGAGUCGAUCCCAACAUGAGGCCAUCCGAAAUGCCAUGGGCUCUCUGACUUCCCAGACUGGGUCCAAACCUGAGACCAAGAAGGAUGAAGAGAAAAAGAAAUGAAUAUCAGAUUACAGGAAGUGUGUGUGUGUGUGUGU
Molecule: messenger RNA, 1241 nt
Organism: Thalassophryne amazonica
Lineage: Eukaryota; Metazoa; Chordata; Actinopteri; Batrachoidiformes; Batrachoididae
Product: 26S proteasome non-ATPase regulatory subunit 4-like
Exons: 10
Coding region: 66-1121 (351 amino acids)
Biological process (GO): proteasome-mediated ubiquitin-dependent protein catabolic process
Cellular component (GO): cytosol; proteasome regulatory particle, base subcomplex; nucleus
Molecular function (GO): polyubiquitin modification-dependent protein binding
Source: RefSeq, a predicted model, not a curated record